This is a messenger RNA of Diatraea saccharalis (sugarcane borer), 2836 nucleotides long. The record is from the annotation of a GenBank genome assembly. Lineage: Eukaryota; Metazoa; Arthropoda; Insecta; Lepidoptera; Crambidae.
AUGAAACUGCAUGCAUUUUUAGAUUCUGUUGAAAUAACAUCCAAAGAAGAUAAAAAACAAAAGAAAAAGAAGACAGGAUUUUCGUCAAGAUCAAAGAGCGCCAGUAGCACAAACUUCGUAAAAAACAAUCCACAGAAAUCAUUAAAAUUUGAUGAUGAAUACGAUGCAACUGAAUAUUGGCUAGAAUCAAGUAGAAAGUUGGUACAGGAUAAAGUAAGAGUGUAUCACGCUGUGAGUGCGGACACAAUUAGAGAUAGGCCGUGUUGUUGCACGCCGAGGAGACUCGAUAUGAAUAAAAGUAACAGUUCAGAUGUAAUCUUAGAUAUAUUAUCACCUGUGAUGGCAGGCAAAGGAUUGGAGCUGGAAGAACACGGGCGGAAUUAUUUGCAAAAUUCAGGAUCCGUAAUAUCACCUCAACAAACACAUUUUAUUUCCAAGAACCAAUCAUCCAUAAAGUUAUCCGUGUGCCGUAUUCCGCCGUGCAGGCUACCUCCCGAACAUCAGAUGGAUCCAUCUGAAACUCUAAACAAUAGUUCAAUUCCACAAGCCAAAUUGUUAGAAAUGUUUGAAAAGUUCCGUAAAGAGAUGGACAGUUGCCCUCAAUCUCCUCAAAAGUCCAACGAUAAUAAAAAAGAUAAUUUAGAAGAUGUUUCAAAAAAAACAUGGACGCCUGCAGACGGCGGUGAACAUACAUGCGACUCAUGUGGGAGACCCCUUGACGGAAAAGUAAAAUGUCUUUGUUAUGGUAAAGAAGGUAAAAACAAAAUGAAAAAAAUACGCAAACAACUGUGCCCGUGCAAUCAACACACGAUGCCACCGGAUUUAAAAGAAAAAAUAACAGAAAAGGAAACAGAAAAGGAAACAGAAAAAGAAACAGAAAAAAAAUCAAAAAAAGACGAAGAAAAAAAUGAAGAGAACAAACCAGAAGUAGAUCGACCUCCCAAAAAAAGUUGUAAAUGUUGCGUGUGUUCAGGAGGCAAAGCUGUAAAGGGGAAAAAAUGCUCCUGCGCAGAAAAUACUUGUUAUGCUGAUCAGAAACAAAAAGAACGUUGUGACUGUUCAGACCCAGAGCCUGAGGUAAAUAUAGACUAUGACAUUUUGAAAGAAAUGAUGGAAGAAAAACAAAAGCUAGAUAUGGAACUUGCUCUAAAACUGAAAUCUGAAAAUACGGUAAAAGUAUCUGGCUUCAAUGUUAAAUUAAAAAAAAAACCACUUGCCCAUCUGUCCCUGGAUGAAGCCAUCAAAUAUUUCGAAUUGCACCCAGAACAAAUACCAGAACCAAUCGAAGAAACGGAGGACUGUGUCUGUGAAGAUGAAAAAACAGAGAAUUCAGAAAAAUCGGAGAAAUCGGAGGAUAAAGUGGAGAAUGCAAAACCCUAUAUAAAACGUAAGUUAACUUGGAAACAGAGACUCUCAGUGUUCAGCAGGAAUAAAGAAAAGUGUGAAUGCCCUGAUGACGAGCCUGAGCCUGAACAAGAAUCGGAUACUGAGUCUGAAUAUGAUGAAUACGAGCCUAGUGAAUUUAGCUCAUCUUCCACUCCAGCUUCUUCAGCCAGGGACGGUUUUCUUUCCGUCGAUGAGCCGCAACCGAAAGGUUUUAAAUUCGUCAUAGGAGGAAAAGGCUCUGGAUCUAAAGGUCUCAAAGGGAUUUGUUGUUUUGAUAUGUUACAAGAGCAACAAUUUAAAUCGAAAUCAUCACCCGAUACAACGGAAUAGAAUUAACAAUAACGACUAUCCAUAUCUUAAAUACUUAUGUACAAAUAUUUUGGGAUUUUAAUGUUUCUGAUUUUAAUAUGAAUUAAUACAUACUUUACUUUAAUAAACUGCACUAUAAAGUCUCCAAUUUUAAAUUGGUGUAUUCUAAACUAACACUGUCUGUUGUCACAUUUGGCCUUUGAUACUUCAUAUGUAUAUUUCAAUAUCCUUCUGUCAUUUACAGCCAGUUGCACAAACGUUCAUUAAAAUUUUCAUUAGUUUAAAGCGACAUUACCCAUACAAAUUUGACAAUCAUUAGCGCUUAAAGGAGUCAUUAAACCUUAAUGGAUGUUUGUGCAACUGGCCUCAUAACAGUUAAUCCCGCAACCACGCCCGCGUAACCCAUGUCACCCAUGUAGACGAAAGUUUUUUUUAAUCCAUCCUUUCGAACAAAUCUUUCCUCAAAAUAAUACUAUGUAAAAAAUAUUGUUAUAUAUAAUUAUUAUAUUGUUCAACAAAUACAAUUAAUGUUUGCUAAAUUACCGCAAAACUGACUUUACAAAUAAAUAUCUCUUAUAUUUUUUUGCUCAGUGCAAAUUUUAUUAAACUGUUUAUUGUAAGCACUCCGAAUUUUUCACAAAAUAAUAUUGGUGAAUAAAAAUAAAUAUUUGCGAAAAGAUAAGCCAUUAUGGUGCCAUUAUUAUACCAGCUAGGUAAUCGAGAAUAAUUAAACAAAUUUACGAAUAAAAAGAGAUGGAGGAUGAAAAAAAUAGCAGGAGAUAUAACCGUCUGUCUAACUUCUAUAUGAGAUUAUAGGUAUGUCUGUCUGUAGACAACAUAGGUGUGCAAAUGGUGAGCAACAUAGAUUAAUAAAGAGGGUUAAUGCCUAAUUCUAAUGUAUUAGGUAAUACGAACGUCAAAAAACUAUUACAGGUAACAUCAUUGGUAACAUUAGCGUUUUGAUAUACGCUGUCAAAUCUUAGAUAUACUAGAUAAUAAAUAAUCCUCGUAGAUAUCUAUAGUAAAUUAUUAAAAGUCUGCAUUUAGUUUAAUAGACUUAUAAAAAAAUGUUACAUUGUUCAGAGCAUGUUCGUGGCAUGUAGGAUGCAUUUUUUAGUUUUGAUAAAUUGUAGUGUUGAAA